AUGAAUAAUUUAUGUUUCGAUGAUAUUCUUUCUAAGAGGAUAAAAUUCGGAAAGGUCUAGAUUUAAACAUUUUUAAUCAUCAGCUUAUUAGAUAUCAUUGAUGGAUCUGAAUUCAUGUUUUUGCAAUUAAUGAACGCAAUAAUUUAUAAAGAGUGGUCUCUAAGUUUAGGAUAAUUGAUAGUUUUAACAACAAUUUUUAAUUUGGGUUAGUUUAUUGGGGCUAUGUUUUAUGGAUAAUUUUCUGAUUAAACAGGGCGUAAAUCAAUGAUAAUUUCCUCAUUAUUAUUGUUCAUAGCAACGUUCCUUACGGCAUUUGUCUAGGACUUACCAUAGUUACUAAUAUUACGGUUUCUAUUUGGAUUUUUAUUUGGCAUAACAUCACCUGUAUCCUCAAUAUUAAUGGCAGAAGUAACUCCUCUUCAUAUUCGAGGAUAAUUUAUUGUCACUUUAUAGAUGAUGUGUAUAGUUGGUAGAAUGUGGGUAUUGUUAUUGGCCAUCUUGUUUUUGGAUUCCAUAGCCUCAGGAAAUUGGAGAGCUCUUGCGAUUACAAAUAGUGUUCAGUCAAUUAUUUGUCUGAUCGGCAGUAUUAUAUACCUACAUGAAUCACCCCGAUUUCUUAUAUCUCAAGGGAAAAUCAAGGAAGGAGUAGAAGGAAUUAACUUCAUGGGUAGGAUGAAUGAUAAAGACUAUGUGGAUUUGUCAGAUGAGGAAGUAUAAUCCCUUUAAUAAUGGAGAAAGAUUAUAUUUGAAUAAUAAUAUGAAAAGAAGAGUUUUAAAGACUUGUUUAAUUAAGAGAAUUUGCCGAUAACUUGGAGGGCAUACUCAUUAAGUAUCAUAGCCAUGUUGAUGUAAUCUGGACUUUAUAUCAUAAUACCGUUUUUAUUUGAUGAAGAGGAAAAAACAUUGUUGGAUUUAUUCUAUACUGUAUUAAUUGAAAUUCCUGCUGUUUUAUUAGUAGUCUGUUUGAUAGACAGAAUUGGCAGAUUGCCAAUUAUACUUAUAGGAACAGUAACAUCUGCGAUUGCAAUUUUUAUAAUUUGGUAUUGGAAAGCCCGAUUUCUAUUGUUAGGUUUAGUAACCUUCAAAUUUUUUAAUCGAAUGAUUUUUAUCUCAUUCACUCCACUUGUUUUAGAGUCGUAUUCAACAGUAUAUAGAUCUUUGGGAACAGGAACAACAAUUGCCUUUGGUAGCGCAACAGGGUUCAUUUCUCCAGCUAUAAUACUACAUUUAUAUGAAAAAGAUAAUUAUAGUCCUUUUCUAGUUUCAUUCUUUAUUUUAAUUAUUAUGACAAUCAUUUUUGCAACGUACCCUAGAGAUUUAACAAGAAAACCACUUGAUAUUAAAUUUGAAAAGGAAGAUUGA
This is a messenger RNA of Paramecium tetraurelia, 1362 nucleotides long. RefSeq lists its product as uncharacterized. The record is from RefSeq and is a predicted model, not a curated record. Lineage: Eukaryota; Ciliophora; Oligohymenophorea; Peniculida; Parameciidae. Gene Ontology annotation, biological process: transmembrane transport. Gene Ontology annotation, cellular component: membrane. Gene Ontology annotation, molecular function: transmembrane transporter activity. The transcript has 2 exons.